Molecule: messenger RNA, 2867 nt
Organism: Chelmon rostratus (copperband butterflyfish)
Lineage: Eukaryota; Metazoa; Chordata; Actinopteri; Chaetodontiformes; Chaetodontidae
Gene: kcnj10a
Product: potassium inwardly rectifying channel subfamily J member 10a
Exons: 5
Coding region: 1-1317 (438 amino acids)
Biological process (GO): regulation of monoatomic ion transmembrane transport; potassium ion import across plasma membrane
Cellular component (GO): plasma membrane
Molecular function (GO): inward rectifier potassium channel activity
Source: RefSeq, a predicted model, not a curated record
AUGACCUCAGCCACUCCCCCCUCCUCUGAGGGCUCCUCCCCUCAGAAAGUAUGCCACUCCCAGACGCAGACUGACAUCACCAAGCCCCUGCUGGGCUCCACAGGAGGGAACGGAGGAGCCGCUGCAGGUGGAGUAGCAACAGGAGCUGGAGGGCCCAAUGCUCUGCGAAGGAGGCGCCGCGUGCUCUCCAAAGAUGGCCGAAGCAACGUGCGCAUCGAGCACGUGAGCGGACGAGGGGCUCUGUACCUGCGUGACCUCUGGACGACUUUUCUGGACAUGCAAUGGCGCUACAAGUUCUUCCUCUUCUCUGCCACCUUUGCUGGGACCUGGUUUGUGUUUGGAGUGCUUUGGUACCUGGUGGCAAUGGUACAUGGAGAUCUGCAGGAGUUUGACCCCCCCUCCAACCACACCCCAUGUGUAAUGGAGGUGAAGACCCUGACGGGAGCCUUCCUCUUCUCUCUGGAGUCUCAGACCACAAUAGGCUACGGUUUCCGGUGCAUCACCGAGGAGUGUCCUGUCGCUAUCGUCCUGCUCAUCUUUCAGCUGGUCAUCACCAUGGUGAUGGAGAUCUUCAUCACUGGUACCUUCCUUGCGAAGGUCGCUCGUCCCAAGAAGCGAGGCGAGACGGUGAAGUUUAGCCAACACGCCGUCGUGUCAAAUCAUGAGGGUCGGCCCUGCCUCAUGAUCCGAGUGGCCAACAUGCGCAAAAGCCUGCUGCUAGGAUGCCAGGUGACGGGGAAGUUGCUUCAGACGUCCCUGACAAAGGAGGGCGAGACGGUGCGGCUGGACCAGCGCAAUGUGCCAUUCCAGGUGGACACGUCCAGCGACAGCCCCUUCCUCAUCAUCCCUUUGACUUUCUACCACAUCAUUGACGACAACAGCCCCCUCAGGGCCUGGGCAGCAAAAGGUGGUGGCUGGGCAGACCCGGAGCUGGCUGACUUUGAGCUGCUGGUGAUCAUGAGCGCUACGGUUGAGCCAACCUCCGCUACCUGCCAGGUUCGAACGUCCUACCUUCCAGAUGAGAUCCUCUGGGGCUACGAGUUCCCCCCCGUCGUCUCCCUAUCUCCCUCAGGAAAAUAUGUGGCUGAUUUCGCCUUCUUUGAUAAAGUGGCCAAAACCAAAACCCCGCCCCUCUUUAAGCAGUCCCUGCCACCGAGCCCGCCCUCGCAGGCAUCCCAUUACCGUGGUGGCAAGGAGGAUGGGACGGAUCCAGAGAAGAUGCGACUGGAAGAGAGCUACAGGGGUGAAGACAGGGGUCGAGAAAGGGGGCGAAUGAGAGAUAGCAGCCCACUGAGCGUGCGUAUUAGUAAUGUGUGAGGGAAGAAUGAGACAGGAAGAGGUGAUGGAAAGUUGAUGUGAAACUGAGAAGCUACAGGAAGAAAACAACAAAGCUGCUCAACAGAAGACGAACUCUCUCAUGAAAAAUCCUCCCCAGUGGUGCGUCCAAGCUUGGCGGGUCCUGUCAACCACACACAAACUACGUCUGUGGAGACCAUAGUGAUGCUAUCAGUGUCUGCAACCAACUUCAAAGGGAGCAAGCUACAAAGCCAACAUGUAUAAAUGUACAGCACAACAUCAAGUCACCCAUUUUCUAUACUUAAAUUCAUUUUUUUUUUUUUUGGAAAGGACUUGAUUUACUUUAACUGGAGUAUAGUCAAACACUGCAAAAAAUCUUUAUCUUAUCAGGUCAUUUCUGUUGCAGUUUAGCCUUGCAGGGUGGCAGGAAGAGCUCAACAAAUCAACUUGUGUCAAGAAUGUUUUAGUAACAAGUGUCUCGUCCUCGAACCAAGAAGGAGAAAGCAGAAAAUUGAUUCUCACCACAAAUGUUUCGCCUGUUUAAAGAAAACGAGAACCCAGUUAGAGAUGAAAUGACUUGACGAGAUAGUUUUGUGCAGUGUACUCGAACGUCUGAUAUGGAUGGUAAUCACUGAAUCACAGUACUGUUGUUUUUCUUUUUUAAUUAAUAAAAUACCUGCAACAGGUGGCGAAAAUACUGGAACCAUAUUAUUUUUUUAACGAACAAUUUUAAAGGAAUGUAUCAUAUUUUGUGUACCCAAUAGUUUCUAACGACAUUGAUACUUGUUGCACCUGAAAAUAUUGUUCUCUUUGAUAUGAAUGUUUUUUUCUUGUUUAUUGGGGUACAUUUAUUUAGUAAUAAUACUAAAAGCACUUUAACUUGACAGAAAAGUGGCAUUUCACACAAGGCGGAUAACUGAACUAACUUUGAUACUUAAUGCACUGUAAUACCUGAUUAAAUCUUGUCCUUGUGAUUGUGUUUUUAUGGUUGAAACUGGGUAAUUUUGUGAGUGUGAUGAUAUUGUUUGUAUGAACUGCCUUAAAUUUCAUGUACAGUAUGUGUGUGUUCUUGUACCUCUGUACAGUGUAUAAAAAUAUUUGUUCCGCAUUCUUCAUUUCUUUCUGUCCUGAUAUUUGAUACACAGCUCCACAUUUCAAUAUACCAUAUUAAUUGCUGUCAAUGCACAAUGGUACAGUACAGUACGCAAUCAAUUGUGUUAAUUGUUCAAGGGGACCAGUAAAAUUCUUUGGUUAUAGCAAAAAAAAAAAAAAUUAGACAUUUGAAUUUUGAAGUAAAGGAACAUAAGAACAAAAUGACAAAGAUAUAGAUUGCAUGGAAUUUUUUUCUAUACUUUCAAGUGUUUUUGUUCAAAUGGCCAACAAAGUAUGAUAUUAAAAAUCAGUAAUAUAAGAUAUAUCUGAUGAUUGGUCUUAAGUUUGCCCUCUUGAUGAUCUGAUAUAAGAUUAAAUGCCACUAUUAAAAUAAAAUACUAUUCCAAUGAAAAAUGUAUAAAUAACUGAACAUACUUCCAUAUCCAUGUCUGGUGAGAGGUUUUGCUUGUUUAUACUGU